GCCCUGUUUAAAGAGACUGAACUAUAUUAAAGAUAUUUUUGUAUCAAACGGGUAAACAGUUAUCAUUGAAGUCAAUAAGGGAAAUCAGGACUUUAUUUAGAUAUUAACCUCAGGAAUAUUAUGUGAUUAAUUAAAAUGAAAUUUGUGAUUUACUGUAUUAUGAUAUAGAGCCUUACUUGAUCUCAUAUUUAUAGGAUUAUUCAGUGUGUACAAUAUAUCUAAGCUAACUAAUAACUAAACUACCAACUGGAUGCAGUACUCUUUCCUGUCAUUUCAAAUGUGUGUAGGCUUAUGUUAGUGUGUGGAUGCUUAUUCUACUGAGAAAGACCUUGUGGGUUAUAUACCAUAGUAAUUCAGCUGUACAAAAAGUGAUAAACAAAGUAGGUUUAUCUAUUAACACAACAAAUAUUAAUACUCAUUCUUCAGUUAAUAUACUAAGUUCUAGUCUUAAAGGAUCUUGCCAGUAAAUGGCAGUGUUUUUCCUGUGAUUAAAUAAAAGUAGUAUUUCCCUUGUGAUUAGCGUGAAACUGAUAUUUAUUCCGUUGUGUCUGUCAAGAGGAUUUUAAAGCCAGUACUUGUGAUGGUAAUUAAGCUAAGUUAUUGUUCACUUCAUAUCGACGUAUGACUGAAACAGCCAUAAAAAUUGUGACAACAGAAAACGACCAAUGGUGGCAUAUUUUGCUUUAUUUCAUUCUAUAUCUGUGUCCAGUUUGAUUAAUUGUGACUGUACAUUCUUUGAAUUUGAAACAAAAUGUUUGAAUAUUACUGUGACAACGGCAUUUUGUACAAGUAAUAAAUAUUUACCUUAAUGGAGAUUUAUUAGUGGAAUUCUCAAAUUACAGAAAAUAAUUUCAAGUGAAAAUGUGAAAUUUACAAGAUUUUUUUAAAGAAAUAUUUACAUUCAGUUUCAUUCAAGUAACAAUGGAAAAUGUAUUAAAAGAAAAUGUGAAAAACAGUCCUAUCAAAAAACGUAAAGAUCGUGAAAAUAAAAAGCUGAAAGAAAAGGAUAAAAUUUUGCCAACUAUAACAGCUAAUGAUGUUCACAGGGAGCCUGGAGAGGUGGUGUUACUGGCUCCUGCUGGGAGAAAAGGUACAAAAGGGCGAGGGUCUGGUUAUAUCACAAUGAACGAGGAUCAGAUUACGUCUUAUACAAAUGAAGAAGGGAUUUCAUUUAGAGUCAAAGAUUGUGUAUAUAUUGAAAAUAAAAGACCUGAUAAUCCGUUCUUUAUAUGUGCUGUUACCCAGUUCCGUAUGACAAAGAGAGAUACUUUAGUAGUGGAUAUAAAAUGGUAUUUUCGACAUUCCGAGGUUCCAUUCAGUGUUUAUACCCUCCUAGUACAAGAUCGAACGACCGAAAACAAAACUGGUUGUGAUAUAGCAUUAACUGAUCCGUCGAUCAAAUCUCGAGAAUUAUUUAUUUCCGAUGCCUCCGACACAUAUCCUGUUACCUCAUUAAGGGGGAAAUGUAAAGUUAUACAUUACCAAGAUAUUUAUAAAGCCAGGAAUUUUAAAGCGGGUCCUGAUACGUAUUUCUACGUUUUAAGUUAUAGUCCAGAGAGUAAAAGGCUGGCGAAUACUCAAGGGGAGAUUCGGGUAGGCGGUAGCCAUCAGGCCCGCCUACCUGAGUACAAGCCUAAUGUCUCGACCAAUGAUAUGCCAGAAAGGUUGGACAAAUGGGAGGUUAUACGAUGGCGACCUCAGUAUGUCAUGGACGGGGACCUUGUCAUGUACCUACGUGCUGCAAGGAGUAUUGCAGCAUUUGCAGGGCUAUGUGAUGGAGGAUCAACCGAAGAUGGUUGCCAAGCAGCCUCCAUGGAUGAAACAACUUUACAAGCCAUGGAUGUGCUCCAUCGUCAUGACUACGAUACAGGCAAGGCUUUACAAGCUCUAGUGAAAUCUCCAGCACUACGAAGUAUUGAUAAGAAAUGGACAGAAGAUGAUUCGAAACGUUUUGUGAAGGGCUUGAAGCAAUAUGGGAAGAAUUUCUUUAAGAUCAGAAAAGAACUUUUACCUAACAAAGAAACGGGUGAUUUAGUUGAAUUUUAUUAUUUUUGGAAGAAAACGCCUGGUGCAGCAUCGAAUCGUCCUCAUCGAAGACAUAGACGUCCAGGACAUAAACGACAGAUUCCAAGAUCUAACAACCAGACACCAGCGGAUUUGAGUUCAGCAAGUGAAUGUUCUGAUAAUGAUUCUGAUUAUAGUAUUGAAGGCAGUGGUGGUGGAGGACGAGAUAUAACCAACUUUCCUAUUAACCGUAAUACCAAUAAUUAUUUCUGUCGUCACUGUAAUACUACAACAUCUAAAGAUUGGCAUCAUGCUGGUAAAGAUAAAAGUCUACUAUGUACAGAUUGUCGAAUGUUCUUUAAGAAAUAUGGCGAGGACCGUCCCCUUGACAGUCCCCAAGAUACAACUAAUACUUUCCUCUUUAAACCUGUAAAGGAAGAGGAAGACGACGAAGACGGGAAGCACAACAUGCGAACACGUCGAAAUAAUAAUAAUACAGGAGGAAAUAAUAAAGGAAAGAAAAAAGAAAGAGGCUGUACAAGUAGUCCCGAUAAUAUUGACGGUAUUAUUAAUGGUAAUUCUGACCCAAGUAAAAACAGUGAUCGUAAAUCUCCGAGUGUAGGUAGCACUUGUAGUAACAGUAGUACAGAUAAAGAAAGUAAAGACAGCAAUAUAAGCGACAAGAAGGAAGACAGUGAGAAAUCAUUAAAGAGGCACAAUAUAACUGAGAGUGAAACAAAAGCUAAAAAGAAAAAAUCUCAGGACCGCUCUGAUUGUGACUCAGUAUCCGAUUCUAGUAGUAUAUCAGGUAAUGAUGAUAUAGGUAAUGAUGUUGAUGAAGAUGACAAUAAUCAGGACGAACUAAGUUCCAGUACACCUCCAACAACUCCAACACCAUCUGAGGUCGAUUAUCAGCCACUAAAAGAUUUGGUGAAACCUGAACCCCAGCAUCCAGUACAAUCACCACUGCAUAUAGCUCAUACUCUUCCACCAAAACCUCUUCACAUGCCAGAACCUCAUCACUAUCCUUCAUUACCAAUACCACAGUCAUCGCAACAUAGUUCCUUCCAUCAUCCACAUUUACCUGAAACAUCUUUACCACUACCGCCAACAACCUCGGCCCCUUUACAGACUCAACAUCCGAAGCCAGAAGAAAUGGUGGACAAGAAACCAGAUAUUGCAUCGUUGCAGCAAUACACAGCGAUGUAUCCCCUCGCCCCAACACAUGCAACGCAACCAGGUGGUCCACCGCCGAUACCAGGGUUGAUACCUAUAAAAAAGGAACCCUUGUCCCCACGCCACCAUGUGGCUUCAGCGUGGAAGGAAGUGAAGAAUGACUCUGAUAUUCCAAAUAAUGUGACAAAUAAAUUCCCUUCGCAUCGGGAAAAUUCAUUCACUGGAUUACCAUAUCCAUCGCAUUCUAUAAGUAGUGUUUCCACGGCAGCACAUGGAGGUGCUUUACCGGAAGAUAAACCAGAGAGGCGUGAAACUGAAAUUGUUAAACCUAUACAUCAUGUAGCUCCAUCAUCUAUAGCAUCAAUACCACCUCAUCAACACCUACCACAAGACAUGUCACUACAAUCUAAUUUAUUUAACCCUCGCCCAGCUAUACCCGAACUUAAACCAACACCAGUAUCAAGCAGCAGCAGCAGCAGCAGUAAAGACACAACAACGAUGACAGCUCCUCCUAUGACAGUCACGGUCGAUCCAGAUGAUGAUGAUGACACUGACCUCCGACCUCCUAGUCCUGACACGGAACCCCCUACUCCUUGUAACAAGGAAUUUCAUAAAAGUGCUUCAGCUAUAUUUAUUCAGAUAUUAAAUCGUGGUAAAAACUCAUGUUCUCGUUCUGAUUAUGUAUUUAAACCUCUACCCGAUUCUAAACUAGCUAAGAAACGUGAAGAUCGGGAGAAGAAAACAGCUCAUGUUCAACCAAUGAAAGAAGAGAAGAAGAGAAUGGAGACUCCACCAAGAACGACAUCUGCAGACGCUCAAGUUACAAGUAGUAUAUCUCAUUCCCAGCAUUCAUCGGGCUAUAGUGAACGUCAUACACCCCAUCCAUACAGCGAUACACCAGCUCUACGACAAUUACAUGAAUAUGCUAGACCCCAUGCCAUGGGUCAAGAUAUGCGAUCACCAUAUGGUAUGGGAAUGCAUUCACCAAUGGAUCCUUUCUACAGAUUAGCCUUAUAUCCACCCGGUUCGAGAGAAAGGUUGGAGUUGGAAUUAGAAAGAGAUAAACGUGAACGUGAUGCAAGAGAAAGGGAGUUAAGGGAACGAGAGUUACGUGAAAUAGAAUUACGUGAAAAAAUGAAGGCAGAGAUGGAAAUGAAACCACCAGGACUCGACAGACUUUUACCUCCAGGAGCUAAUCCUCUAGAUCCUCAUUGGUUAGAAUUACAGCGUCGAUAUGGUUAUCCUCCGGGAAUGGCAAUGGUUGGUCAUCCAGGAGCAUCUGGUUCUGGGGGUCACAUCCCAGGAGUUUAUCCUCCAACUAGUCUAGCUAAUGAUCUCAUGCAAAGGGAACGGGAAAAACUUGAACGAUUAGGUAUACCAUCUGGUCUUCAUCAAAUGAACCCAGAAGCAGCAGGACCACCACCCGCAGGCUACCCGUAUGGUCAGGGUAUGAUGGAUCGUCUUCAAGCCGAGAGAUUACAGGUAGAACAACUCUCUAUGUCAGGAGAUCCAGUCGCCAGGAUGCAACAGAUGGGGAUGGCGUCGCGAGCUGCCGCAGCUUUGGCAGCACAUCACACGCACGCGCAUUCACACACACACCUACACCUACACCAACAACAGGACCGUCUGCUGGGACUACAACAACUAGCAGCCAACCACGCCCUAUAUCCCAACAUGCAACCGCCACCAGGAGCUGAUCCAUUAACUGGUUUACCCUCUACAAGUGGUUCUGGUUCAAAUCCAGCUAUUUCAUUAGCUGGUGUACCUCCCCCUGUAUCACAAGCAUUAUUAUCACAGUGUAAUAGUAGGGACCAGGAAUUAUUACAGAGGGAACUGUAUAACCGUGCUGCGUACAUGGAUCCUGCACUAGCUCAUCAGUUAUCAGCACAGGCGGCUCAUCAUGAAGCGUUACAGAGACACAUGUUAGAGCGUGAUCGAUUUGGUGCCUCAGGCCAUUUACCACAUUAGCCAAUCAAAUACCAUUUUACAUCAUCACAAAUCAUAUAACCAGCAUCUUCAUAGACAAGUGUUCAUUAUGAAACAAAACUUUAUCAAAUUGACUGAAAUAUCAUUUGAACUCGAAUGUGUUCGAUGUGAGGAUAUUUUCAGAAACAUAAAAAGUGUUCAUGAAUUUGUGUGAAAAGACCCUUUAUUUAUAUAUUUAUGCAGACCAACUUUAUAUAUAAUAAAUUAUAACCGCGGGUGAAAGUUCCUGCGACAAACACAUAUAGUUUCAAUAUAUAGAAGGAUAAUGGAAUGAUGUUAAUAGUGUAAAUUUAAUUCUUGAGUUUAAUAUUUAUAUGUUCAUGGAUAUUGGUGGAUAAUAGAACAACAACAGUUUUAUUUAUUCAAAAAAUAUAAACAUUCACGUAAUUGAAUAAUUGCUUGUGUUGAUACUUCAAAGAAAAUGAAAUGGCAUGAGAGGAAACAUGGAGCAAAUCCAUUGAGAAUUAAAAACAAAACAAAGUUCUUGAUGUGAUUAUCAAUAGUAUGUAAAUUGAAACUGGAGGAAUAGACUAUUUAUAGAAUAGUUACAUAACAUUCUUUCAAAUCUUCAUAUAAAAUGUCAUCACCGGACAUUUACGUACUAUUAUUUGUUUAUAUGAGGCUGCAAAUUUUACAAUCAUUUAUUGUAAAUUUUUAUAUUUGUAACUUGGUGGUGACUUUACAAUUACAUACUUCACAAAGAUCAAAUGCUGGAACAUAGUGUUUUAACGAAAUGUGUUGUCAUUUGAUUGUCAAAAUGUGCUAACUAAUGGUGUAGACUACCCCUAUAGGAAUUCAUUCAGUCUUGUAUUGUGUGAAAGGUCUGAAAGUCAAACCAUAGACAUGGUAAUAGAAGAGAACAGAUUAUUUACACCAAAAAAUUUGGUCUUAACAGAACACCUACAAAUAAUAAACACUAUAAGGUGAUUAUUCUAUGAUGAGUGAUUAAUAUCAAGGGUUAUUUCCCUUUUGAUACAAAACUGUAGUUUGUGUUUACUGUACAUGAUAAAUUGAGGUGAAAAUGACGAAUUAAGAAACUUUUAUUGUGCUAAAUCCAUAUUACUUCAUCAAAAGUAUGCUUCUUUUAAAAACUCAUCACAUAAAUUAAUUUUGUGAGUUUGAAAGCAGGUAAAGUGAGAAAAAAAUGGCAAUAUUUGUCAACAUUCAGCAAACAUCAUUCAACAUAGAUACAUUGAUUGAAGUGGAAGUAUUAUUUCUAUGUUUUCAUAUUUUAUAAAUUAAUUGGUAGUAAAAGUCAUAUUGUCUGUGAAGUUGUGUGUUCAUUCAUUGUAAACUUUUACGUGAUGUAUAUAUUUCAUGUAAGGGGCAGGAUUAGGGUCAACAUUUCUAUUAGCACACAUGUAUUACACUUGUAUAAAUAUGUUUUUAUCAGAGUUAUGCAAUAUUCAGUUAGAGAGUGUUGUUAACAAUCAUUAAAUGUUUUGGUAAAAAUUUUACAAUGUCAUUUAAUGCCUAAUACAAAUUACUAUUGUAUUCAAAUUGAAACAAGCUCCUGUUUAUUCUUUUAAAAAAAGUUUAUUUAAUAAUUCUUAGGGUUAAGUUAGUAAAGCCCAAUACGGCAAUAAGUAAAUUUCAUUUUCAUUUAAAUUAAAAAUAUUAGAAAUAAAACUUAGUCAUUUGGUGAUUUCAUAUGAUUUUAUAUAGAACUUUUUCUUUGCGGGAUUGGGGGGGGGGGGGGAGAAUCUUCAGAUUGGUUACAUUUUAAUACUAUUUUUCUAAUGCAGGAUAACUUUCGGAGCUUCAUACGAAAUAUUUAAAACCUAAGCAGAUAAAUAAAAAAAGAUUAAAAUAUGUUUUAGUCUUCCUGCUCCUAUGCAAAUAUGUCUACAUUUAUAGUCAAAUUAUGUUUACCAAAAUAAAUCUGUUGCAAGGUAAAAAAAAAUGUAUUAAAUUAGGAUGCAAUAAUUUUGAGUUAGAUAAAAAAUGUAAGUUUUCAGACACAAUUUCGGCUUGCGUGAUCAAAACUAUCUCUGAAUUAAACAAAUUGAAGACAUUUUAUUUUCUCUGUAUGAAUAGGAUUCCCUUCCCUUAACAUGUUGUACUGGUAUUAAUAUCUUCACAAUAUUUUUUCAAAUCUCAUCAAUUUCAGUAUUUUUUAACAUAUAAAUACUGAAAUAUAUUUAUAAUAUUAUUUAUAAAGCUUAUAACGUAACUUUAGCAAGGUAAACCAAGUAGGCAGCAUAUGCAGUUGUAAUUUGUUCCGUUAUGCUUUGUGUGUGUGACUGAUAGUCUUGUGUGUACGAUGCUAAUUGCUGUAUUCUGCAAUGUAAACCUGUUAUCAUUACAUUACUUUUUGUCAGCCGGUCCUGUCUUAUAUUUUAUUAUUCUAUCACCCCACCUUUCAUGGCUUUUGAUCUAUGAUAAUCCUGAUUUUGACUACAUGUGUAAAUGUUGCUCUUGGCUUCUAGAUUUAGGAAACAAAAAGUUAUAAAAAUUCUGCUUCCCUGGCACAUAAAACAAUCGGAAUGGAUGUUUGUCUCAUUAAAAACAGGUCUUGUAAACUUAUUGACGUUAAAUGCUCUGUAUCGUUUGGCAGUGAACCACUGAUCUUUCAAGAGUUCAUGAUGGGUGCUAUCAGGUGGUCUUUAGAGUGUUUUAUCACGAAUGGUAUAUGUAUGUAAUCAGCUAUAAUUCUUUUAAAGUUUUGGACAGCAAGAUCUCCAUACAACAGUAGCAAUAUGAUUAGUGUCAUGACUUUUGUACCUUCUGUUCCCCAGGGUUCCACUUCGCAAAGCAUAUGUAUACAUGUGAAUUAAAAACUUUUACUACACUAUUGAACUUGAGUGUACAUAAUUAUAUAUAUGUAUGUAACUUUAAGUCCUGAGCUUUGGCUCAGUUUAGGAGAAAAACAGUAGGACGUUAAACCCCAUUUCAUUUCAUUUCAUUUCCUGAGCUUGGGAAGCUGAUCAGUUUGGACCCAAGCUUCUCCAGACAAAGGUCAUUACUUCUAUUUAGUUGCUUGGAUUUUUAGUAGCCAAUCAGUUUGUUGUCUUUGAUACUUGAAUCUAGAUGUUUUAUUUUACUAGGUCUACUUAAAUAAUUAUUUAAUAAUGAAACCCAGUUAUUACUGCACAACAUUUACAGCUGUUAUUAUCAAGUAUGUGUUAAUUGUAGGCUUUCAUUUGGUAGCAAUCAGACUUGGCAACCAAUCGACAUUGCUAACAAUAAUAUUGGCUUAUGAAAGUGUGUGAAAUAGCUUUAUUUAACAUCCGCUUCCCCCCCCCCCCCCACUGAGGUGAUAUCGCAGACAAAGUAAUUUAAGUAAUUUAACCUUGUAUUUGUAUUUGGAGGAUACCCUAACCCUGGAACUUGAUUGGUCCACAACCCUGGAGAGCAGAAGGUCUUAGAUGAUAAUUUACUAGAGUACUAUGAUUAAGGAAUGGAGGUUAUUUUCAUGCGUGUGUGUUUUCACAUGUCAUUAUGUUAAUUAAUUGAGAUUAUCUAUUAUUGUCAUUUAGUCAGUUCUUAAUUUAUAAACAAAAACAAUGUGUGUAUAAAAGAUGUAUAUAAUUUGUAUGUAUUUGCACGUCUCAUUUUCCCCACCAGUGCACUUUCUCAAUAAACUAUAUACAGUAUAAAACAA
Molecule: messenger RNA, 8770 nt
Organism: Patella vulgata (common limpet)
Lineage: Eukaryota; Metazoa; Mollusca; Gastropoda; Patellidae
Product: arginine-glutamic acid dipeptide repeats protein
Exons: 24
Coding region: 922-5148 (1408 amino acids)
Biological process (GO): regulation of DNA-templated transcription
Cellular component (GO): nucleus
Molecular function (GO): transcription corepressor activity; sequence-specific DNA binding; chromatin binding
Source: RefSeq, a predicted model, not a curated record